CGCUGUAGGUGCUCAUGUCAACCAUUGGUAGUCUAGUUGAGGAAGUCAACUUUUGUACCUGAAAAGCAGAGUGCUACAGAAAUGACAUCACUCAUCCCGGACCUGGAGCAGCUGGCAGAGAUAGAGCUUCAACGGGAGGAUGAAGAGGAUCCAGUGUCCAGCACAGAUGGUCCUCCCAGCAGCAGAUGCAGCGUUGACCUCUCUCACCCGUACUAUGACAUCGCCCGUCAUGGGAUCAUUCAGGUCUCUGGAGAUGACAAAUAUGGAAGGAAGUUAAUUGUCUUUAGUAGUUGCUGUCUGCCUCCGUCUCAUCAGCUGGAUCACCACAGACUUUUACAAUACCUGAAGUACACACUGGAUCAAUAUGUAGAGAUGGACUAUAUCCUGGUGUAUUUUCAUUAUGGCCUGAGAAGCACCAACAAACCCUCUCUGAAGUGGUUAAGACAAACCUACAAUGAGUUUGACAGGAAAUACAAGAAAAACUUGAAGGCCCUUUAUGUGGUCCACCCGACAAACUUUAUCAGAAUAGUGUGGAAUCUGUUCAAGCCUCUAAUCAGUCACAAGUUUGGAAAGAAGCUUACAUACGUGAAUUACCUGGCUGAGUUGAAAGAUUAUUUGAACUAUGAGCAGCUAAUAAUCCCUACUGAUGUGAUUAAACAUGAUGAGAAGUUACGUGCAGCUCAGAAAGAUGGACCACCCUCUUCAGUGAAACAGCCCCCUCCUCGCCCCCCUCUGCCCACGCAGCAGUUUGGUGUCAGUCUGCAGUAUUUACGAGAGAAGAAUGCAGGGGCAAUAAUCCCACUAGUGAUGGUCCAGACUAUCACAUACUUGAAAGAGAAAGGUUUAAAGACAGAGGGGAUCUUCAGACGCUCUGCUCGUGUUCAACUGAUAAAAGACAUUCAGAAACUCUAUAAUCUGGGUAAACUUGUAAACUUUGAGCAGUACGGUGACGUCCAUGUUCCUGCUGUCAUCUUAAAAACAUUUAUCCGAGAGCUGCCUGAACCAUUGCUCACUUUCAGAGUCUACAAUCAAGUGCUGGAUCUAAUGAAAGUUGAAAGCUGCCUUCGUGUGACUCGAUGUAAACAGAUAAUUGAGAGUCUUCCUGAAUAUAAUUUUAUUGUAGCCAAAUACCUGCUGUAUUUUCUCCACAUGGUGUCUCAGGAGAGCAUCAGUAACAAGAUGAGCCCUUCUAAUCUGGCGUGUGUCUUUGGGGUGAACCUGGUCUGGCCUCGGCACAGCUCUGUAUCUCUCACUGCUCUGACGCCCAUCAACAUCUUCACUGAGAUCCUCGUGGAACACUGCCACACGGUGUUCAACUCGCGCCACUGCCUCAAUGAGGUACUGCCCUGAACUAGAGGCUUAUACAGAGACACAUCAUUGGUGCUGAAGCUCUGGUACUUGGAAGAGGGGAGUGAAAAGUUGUGUUUGAAGAGGCACCCCCUGAUAAUUUUCCCCCAGCAACAGGGCUGUUUAUUAGGUCAAUUAAAGUUUGACUUUAUAACUUUUCUGGUGAAAGGUCUGCCACCUUGAUUCCAUGGAGAGAGGUAUUUUUGAGAGAUACAAACCUGUAGUUGAAUAAAUGCAAGAUUUUAAUGACAUAUUGUGGAACAUGCCAAAACUAUCUCCUUAGAGACUAACACGCAGACCCUCCACCAUUAAAGUUACAUAGUGUACCUUUUAAUACAUCUACUGAAUUUAAAGCAAUAUUCACAAUGAAUAUGUGAAAAAUAUUACUAUACUGUGAGCUGUCUUUUAUGCAUAUUAGAAAGUAAUCAAACUGUAAACACUACUUCUUAUUUUAACACUGGAUCAUAUUUUUUGUCACUUAGCACUUUUAUAUGCAUAGUUUGUCUGCUGUUAUUAAACUUUAACCACACUGACUGAUAUAACGCUUGUUACAAUUACAAAAAUAACUCAAAAUAGCUAGUCUCUUUUAGAUAGUAUGAUGUAUUGAAAUAAAAUAAAGUGGACUGAACCAGUUGCUCUUUAAACCUGUUUAUUAUUAUUGAUUCAUUUUUUAAGAACUUGGUACAAAAUUGAUACUACUCUUUACCAUUUAUCAACUUCCAUUGAUCAACUUUCAAUGCAUCAUAAAGAAGAAAAAACUACAUUGGCAUAUGUAAGACAAACACUUUCCUAUACACACUAUCCACUGGACGGUUCCCUUAAUGACAAAGAAAAAAACUUACUACUUUAACAGCCAAAAGACACUUUAAAUUCCAUCCAAACCUCUUUGUGUUGUCUUAUUAUGGCAAAGUAAUACAUCAGACAUUGCAAGCUAGAAGUCAGAAUGCAGAAUAGGCAAAUCCAUAAAAAAAUCCUCAAUGUUCUUGCUUCAUUUUUUGCUUGAUAAAAGAAUAUAAAAUGUU
Messenger RNA from Boleophthalmus pectinirostris (great blue-spotted mudskipper), 2369 nucleotides. Its product is annotated as rho GTPase-activating protein 8. Gene Ontology annotation, biological process: negative regulation of endocytic recycling; small GTPase-mediated signal transduction. The record is from RefSeq and is a predicted model, not a curated record. Lineage: Eukaryota; Metazoa; Chordata; Actinopteri; Gobiiformes; Gobiidae. Gene Ontology annotation, molecular function: GTPase activator activity. The transcript has 13 exons. The coding region runs from base 82 to 1350 and encodes 422 amino acids. Gene Ontology annotation, cellular component: cytoplasm.